This is a messenger RNA of Paramecium sonneborni, 108 nucleotides long. The record is from the annotation of a GenBank genome assembly. Lineage: Eukaryota; Ciliophora; Oligohymenophorea; Peniculida; Parameciidae.
AUGACUUAAUUAAAGUAUUUUAAGCGCACAUUAGAAAAUGUUUUAUACUAAUGUUAUGGAUAAUCCGAAACACUGUUUCUCUAUUAUUAGUACAAUGCCUUCUAUUGA